AUGAAAUGGGUUUGGUUUGGGAGUUUAAAGAGUCGCUGGAUGUGUUAAAGAGGAAUGGCCACUCUGGAACUCUAUUCUUUGCUGAGCAUGAGAAGUUGCACUAAAGACCAAAGUGCAGAAGACUCUGAACCAAGUGAAAAUAGCAAGUCCAGAAUGAGUUGUAGCAGUUCAAAGAGCUUAUCUAAUAAGAAGCUCGAAAAUAUUGAUGAAAAUAGCGAUGCAAUUUGGGAAGCGGUGGCCUGUGAUGCUCCUGAAACUCCUACUGAGUCAAUGGUGUUUCUUGCUAGAUCAUGGAGUGUUUCUGCCAUGGAGAUUUCUAAAGCUCUUUCCAGUACUUGUGAUCAAUUACCUCCAGGGCUAGAUGCUAAUGCUGCAGCUCCUAAAGAAUCUUUGCUUCAGCAGUUUCCAAGUACUGGUAAUGGCAGCCCCCCAAUUUCUCCAAGAGAUAGUGAAGAAAUGAAGGAAUUGUUUUUGCUACAUCAGGCACUCAAUCCAGACUUCCUAUCCAGUCAGCAACUGCUCAAAACCGGGCUGUACAAGAGCAUAUUGAAAGGUAGAACAAUGGGAAGAUGGAUGAAGGAUCAAAAGGAGCGGAAAAAGCAGGAGAUCAGGACUCAAAAUGCUCAACUCCAUGCAGCAGUGUCCGUCGCAGGGGUUGCUGCAGCCAUUGCUGCUCUAGCUGCCUCGAAUGCCAUGGCAGCAGAAAUGGCAGCAAGCCAACAAAAACCACCCUCCAAGACUACAGUUGCAAUGGCCUCUGCGGCAGCUCUAGUAGCAUCUCACUGCAUUGAGAUUGCGGAAGAUAUGGGAGCCGAUCAUGAUCAAAUCUUAACAGUUGUCAACUCUGCGGUUAAUGCAAGGAGCAGUGGAGAUAUCAUGACACUAACAGCCGGAGCAGCUACAGCCUUGAGAGGAGCCAACACUUUAAGAGCAAGGCUGCAAAAGGGGCAUGGAGCUACAUUUGCUCUCAUGGAGGAAAAGUUUGAAGAAAGCAACGAAACUAACAUCUUGGCAGCAUUGAACUUCGCGGCUAGAGGUGGAGAACUUCUCAAGCGUACAAGGAAAGGAGCUCUCCAUUGGAAGCAAGUUUCUUUUAGCAUCAACUCUAAUUGGCAGGUGGUAGCUAAAUUGAAAAGCAAGCACAUGGCAGGAACAUUCACGAAAAAGAAGAAGUGUGUAGUCUCUGGCGUAUACAGUGACAUCUCAGCAUGGCCUGGAAGAGAGAACGACGACUGCGACGAGCAAAGAGCUUACUUUGCGAUAAAAACAGCUGAAAGAGUAAUAGAAUUUGAAUGCCGAAGUAAAGGUGACAAACGGAUGUGGACUGAGGGGAUUCAGCAUAUGUUGAAUUGCAGAACCAAUUUAAAAUAUGAGACGGCUACCAAUUGUUACAAAAAUGGUUUUUGAUCUCUUCUCUGCAAAGGGAUUAACAUAAAUUGUAUAUUGCAAUUAUCAAUUGUGUUUGGAAUGUAUUAAGCAAAAUGUAAAUGCACUGUGGCAAUCUGUAGUCAUAUACAGAUCCACAAGUGGAAGGAAUCUAUUGGCUUGGGGAUUGGGGAUAUUAGAGCAGGUGCUCUUUCUUGUGAGGUAAAUGGAUAAAUAAAAAUAUGACAGCCAUCGGAGAGAAAAGGAUUGUCUUAAAUCUUUCCGGUUCCUGUUGAUUCGAUGAA
Mercurialis annua (annual mercury) is the source of this 1670-nucleotide messenger RNA. RefSeq names its product VAN3-binding protein. The coding region runs from base 55 to 1407 and encodes 450 amino acids. Lineage: Eukaryota; Viridiplantae; Streptophyta; Magnoliopsida; Malpighiales; Euphorbiaceae. The transcript has 10 exons. The record is from RefSeq and is a predicted model, not a curated record.